AAUAAACACGAGGAAUUAAUCACCGUUCCUUUAAACAAACAAACACACCAGUAAUUCCCUCUAGUUUUCUUGGGAAUAUGACUGAUCAUUAUGAUUAUAAUCGGUUUUAUUCAUUGUUUAAUAUUCUCUACUGCUUUUUAUGCAUUGAAUUCAUUCAAACAAUUGAUCGGACAGAAUUAAAUGAGCUUAAUAUAUAUGAUCCAAUGAAAUGUCGUUCUGGGAAUUAUCGUGGCAAAGUGAAUAAAGCUUUUGAUGGAACAGAAUGUUUAGAUUGGUUGGAUCAUAAAUCAUUUUAUAAACCAUAUUGGUCUGAUGAUGAAGCAAGAAAACAUAAAAAUUUUUGUCGUAAUCCAGGAAAUGAUUCAUCUGGCCCAUGGUGUGUCGUUGGUAUAGGAAGAUUUAAGUACUGUGAUGUACCAAGAUGUGCUGAACAUAUUGGCUGUUAUGAAGGCAAUGGAGCAGAUUAUAGUGGAAAUCAGGAUCAAACAUCUGAUGGACAGCCUUGUUCAAAAUGGCGGGUUAGUAAUUCACGUAAAGAUGUUGGCACAUUUUUCCGUUAUCGUCUACAAUAUAAUGAGACAACUAGUAAACUAUUGAGUAUCUCCGAUUCUGAACUUGAAAAUUUUCGUUCAUGUCGAAAUCCAGGUGGUGUAAAAUCACAACCAUGGUGCUAUCCAGUUAAAGUUCGUGGUGUAUCUUCCGGAAUACAAUAUUGUGACAUACCAAAAUGUUCUGAUGCAGGCAUACUUGGUUAUCCAAUAUUUAUUAAUGGUAGUCAGUGUAUGCCAAAUUUUAUUCCACAAAAACAAUUUGUUAAAUUGGAGUCUUCUGCUGUUGUCGUAGUUGAUUACUGUGUGGCUCCACAUGGAUUUAUUUAUCAACGGCAUCGUAACUCGAAUUAUAAUAAAUUCAAACAAUUCUGUUUAUUUCUUGUUGGUAAAACAAUCUAUUGUCCAGCGGGUUUCAUACGCACUCGACGAUUUCAACCGAGUUUGGAAUUUAUUGGUCAUCUUUCUGGUCCAACAGCAUGGCGACCAACAUUUGAUAAUAUUUUACAAAUCAUCACUUGCUGUGUACAACCUGAAUUUUGGACAAAUUCUACGCAAACUCCACAUAUAUCUAUUGAAAAAGUUUCACAAUAUAAAGCAGACUACAGCACUAGUUCCAGCAUCAACAAUGGUGGUACAGAGGUUCGAGAACAACGUACUAUGGACACCACUGUAGCAUCAUCACAUAAUAAUGAAGAUGAAGAUUGGUAUUAUUCAAAACCACGACGAAGAAUAACGGUCAGUGAUUUCUUUCCAUUACGUCGUCGUAAGUGGAUAGCAAGAUGGAAACGUUCUAUUCCUGAAAGCUAUUCAAAUAAUACUAUUGCGUCAGAAAUAACAAACUCUGAUUCUUCAUUUCCUUCUUCCUCCUCCUCGCCAUUGUCAUCUGUAAUAUCACUGUACACUCCAGAAACUUCUACUUCACAGUCUACAAUCUUAGAUCCCCCGUUAUUUGUUUCAAUCUAUCAAUGUCCACCAGUUAAAGGAACAAACCGACUUGUUGCACCUUUGUUUCGCAACGUUCUUCCUGAUGAAACACUUAGUGAUGUAUUACAGAAUUUAUUUCCUGAAAUAAGUUGUGAAUAUCGAGAAGCGAAAUCCGAACAUGUGCCGGAAGCUGAAACUCGAAUCAGCCGAAUAGCUUUUCUAGUAACUGAGCCAACAUGUCCAGUUGGUUUUGUCAAAACACAAAUAUCUCGACGUGUUGUAUUCAUUCUCGGAACAAGUAUCAGUUUAUGCUGGUCAGCUUCAAAUCAUUUGAAAUUAGAUGCUACAUCAAUUAGAAAUCAAUUACCCAUUGGAAAUUACUGUUUUGUAACUGAUCAUUCAUUGGAUAAUGGAAAUUCGAAUUUCUUACAAGAUACUGACAUGGAUAAACGUUACAAUUAUGAAUGUCCACAAGGUUUGCGGAAAAAUGAAAUCAAUUUUGUACAAGUUGGUUAUCGUUUAAAAUUGUGUUGUUCUGUGCAUUCACCGACAAAUGUUACUGAUUAUGAAGAUGAAACUACAUUAGAUAAAACAAACUAUCAAGCACCACUAGGAAUUACAUCACCGUUUGCUAUACUACAAAAUGGUCCAAUAUGUCCAACAUUCUAUUCAGGCAAUGUUAAAUUAACAGUAGUACAAUACAAUCGUCCGAUACCUCGUCCAUAUGGCGAUCAAAUUGAAUUAAUCGGACCAGAUAAUCCAGUCAAAUUAGAUGGAAUACCAAGCGUAAUCAUUUGUCAGUAUCUAAAUCAAGAAAUUAAAUUGGGCGUUAAAUCGCUUCGUUACGAUUGCGAUGGUUUAGGACAUCGAGAAGUUAUGAGCUACGGUGGAGCUACUUGUGGAUUUGAAGCAAAUUCUACCAUAGAUUUCCCACCUGGGAAAUAUUGUUUCUUACAACUAUCCUCUACAUGUCCUACAGGAUUUACAUCAAGAAGUGGUGUAGAUCGACUUGGUUUCAAUGUACAAGGUCUUGUUAGUACGUGCUGUCGUACUGAAGAAUCGAUUGGAGCAAUUAAAUUGCCCAUUAGUCUAGAAGCUCCAUUUAAGCUACCUGCAGUUUAUCAACCAUGUCAAGCAAUAGAAAAUUUCAAUGUUGAUGCUGAAUUACAUCAAUGUAUUUACUAUCCAAAAGGAAAUAGAACACAUACAAUGUUGGUAUGGCCACGCGUUAUUAUCAAUUUGAAUGAAAGUAUGGAAGGGAGUGAUAAUAAUAAGACUUCUGUUCCAAAGUAUUGUUCAAAGUUACCAGGAAAAAGAGUUGGAUUUAGAAGAAGUCAAUUGGGUCGUUUAUCUGCAUUGUUCUUUAAUAUAGUGCAAGAUCAUUGGUUAACGUACAAAAGACCACGUUGGACAACACGUACAGGUGACACAAAUGAAAUAUGCUUCAAUGAAUUAAACUUAGAAAAUGUUCCCACAUUAAUUCAUCCUUCAACUGGAUAUUGUAUUUCGGUGUUUGGCAGUUGUCCAUAUAAAUUCUUUAGAGAGUUUGGAGCUGCACCAUAUAUGAAUACGGUUAUUUGUUGCCUUAUAAAGGAUUAUACUCCAGAAGUAGGUAAAAUAAAUCAGACAUCAUCAAUGAUAACGUCUUCGAACACACCAACAAUUCGUUCAUUCGUCACAUUGGGUUGGCCAACAAAAGACGACAAGAAGGAAUUGAAAAAUUUCAUCGGUACCAAAGUGUUAACUACGUAUGAACAAAUUAAUUCACAAAAACACAUAAAGGAUUCCAAUUACUGUCCUCAGUUUCGUGAGAUACAAUUAAAACGACGUGUUGUUGAAAGUAUGUACAUACCAGAAAAUAUCUCAUCAUCAUCACGUUUACAAAAUAAACAAUUGUUUGGACAGUACAAAUAUUUACUUACAUUAUUUAAUGUUUCAAAAUGGAAUGCUCCUCAAUUCGAAAUGCAAACUGGUAUAUGGUUAGAAAAUGAUAUUGUACAUAUGAUAUAUUGUGAAUAUGGUACAGGCAAAGCAUUUGGUGCAGAUAACAAUCGUAAUUGGCCUGUAUCAAACUAUGCCAUACCAAAAUCAUUGAAUGAUUGUCCAAAAGGUUCAGUAAAAGCAACGAUGAGACAUCAACAAGACAGAUAUGGAUUUCAUUAUUCCCAACCAAUUCAUUUGGAUGGAGUUUAUUUUAGGCGUAAAAAAGAUGUACUGUUGGACUAUUGUGUAUUUACUGACGACCAAUCUGCUCAUCAUACAGGAAACUAUGGAGGUGAAGAAUCUCUUCCAGCUGGUCAUUAUUGUGUACUACGCGUCAAUGGUAAUUGUCCAGCAGAUUUCAGCGAGGGAUUGUUAAGUAUACUUGAAGGACCAGAAAAGCUGACUCGUUCUAAAGAUACCUCAGAUUCACAUAUAAAUUCAAAUAUAGAUUUGCUCCGGCAAACAACAACGUCUACACCAGAUAUUAUUCGUACAAAAGCAUAUAUAAAGGAAAGUACAUCAAAAAUUGAUCGAUUAAAUUAUCAUUUCUGUUGUCGAACUGAUUCCCCAAGUGUUGAUAGUCCUGUUGAUGGUUUUCCUGCUGAAACUGGACCAUUUUAUUUAUACAGGGUCGGAGAUAAAUGCCAACAAAUCACUGGAAUGCAUGUUACCGAAGAAUAUAUUUGUGUAGAUGCACCGAGUCGAGGUGAUCCAAACUGGUGGUCAAUCGGUCAGAAUCAUACUUGGUUACCGUAUAAUGUGAAAGGUUUAACACCUGCACGUGUACCAUAUCAUGAUUUUUGUGAUGUUGAGAUCAAUAUGUGCUAUUAUGAACAGGCUCCCACUGUUUCAGAAAAUGAAGAGACAGAAAGUUAUUAUUUUCAAAGUGAAUGGCCAUCAGGUCAAUAUGCUUUGCCAAAUGUACAUAGAAAUGAUUUAGAUAAAGCAUGUCCACCUGGAUUUACACAACAUUAUUAUUCAUUAAUUAAUAAUCAAGCUGCAUUCUUUGAAUUAGAAAUUAUGCCAAUGAGUUUAGGUCCUUAUUUUUUAGAAUUAAUGGGACAUAAUUAUAGUGCAUUAAAUGUACAUUAUUGUGCAAGAAAUAAUCCAAAUGUAACUACUACUGAUGAACUGCCGAUCAAUGAAACAGAUGAAACAAAUCAUGAAGAAGAAGAAGAAUCAGUUAAUUCUUCUUCUUCUUCUUCUUCUUCAACAACAACAACAACAACAACAACCACAUUAUUAGAUGACAAAAGAAUUCUUGAAUCUCAAUGGCCUAAAGGUGAUUAUUGUGUGAUCUCGACAGCUGAAAAUCAUCAAUGUCCACCAGGUCUUCAUAGACAUGCUCGAGCAUUCUCUGAACUUUGCUGUCGAACUGAUAAUAUUAAAGAUCCCAAACCUGUGAAUUGGCCAUUUAUUGAAGAUUUCUUUUUAUUCGGUGGUGAAAAGUGUUUACCGAUAAAAGAUACUCAUGUGGAACGUUAUCUUGUACGAUUAGUUUCCGGUUCAGAAGGUAAACAUGAACCACAAUGGGAUGUUCUAUGUCAUUAUUUACCGAUUUCAUGGAUGAACGACACUGUUGAAUGGCCAGAUGGUGAAUAUAUGCUUCCUAUAGGAAGACGUAGUGGUUUACGUACAUCGUAUAUGACAACAGUUGUUGCAGAUAAUGAGCAAGAUGCAACAACAACGUCAUCUGACAAUGUACAUGAUGGUAGAAAUAUUCUCAGUGGCAGUAAAUAUCAAUGUCCAGAAACAUUUGAACGUAAACGAUUUAUAUUUACAAGCAGUGAGACUGAACAGCAGUUAAUGAGUAAUCCAAACACCAAUACAGAGACUAUAUUCAAUGUAACUGCCCACGUUACCAUGGAAUUUUGCGUGCAUAUUAAUGCACAGAGUCGAAGUAAAAAAAACUCUUCAACAUGGCCUGCUGGUGACUACUGUGUAUUUACAAUGAACAAAAAUUGUCCAGUUGAAAUGAAAGCUUCCAAAGAAUUUCCAUUGAAAAUUCCACGUUUCAUCUUAAAAAGUAUUCAUUCUGUAUCAUCAGAUGGUGAAAUAAUUUCCAAUAGUCACUGGCAUGAAGAUGUUGAAAAUCAUGUUGUCUAUUUUAUGCAAUGUUGUCGUGAAGAUAAAAAUCUACUUCUACGUGUACCACCAUCAAAAGAUGGUUUUUAUCUAGCUAGUAGUUCCGGUCUAUGUUCAAGUGUACCAGGGACUGUAUUGGAUCGAGAGAAAAUUACUACUUAUCUGACAUCGCCCAUGCAUGUUAAUAAUAACAUGAAUAAUAAUAAUCGUAAAUCAGCUAUGUUAAGUGAAAAAGAUAUGUUAUUAUAUCGUGAGGCGAUUGCCCAACGUGAAGGUCUACUCUAUCUAUGCUAUUAUCAUCCAGCCCGAGGAAUUGAUUAUACUACAUCAAUACUCGGUACACGUUAUUCUAUAGGUCAAAAUAUUUCUGAAAAGGAUUUCGAUGAAAUAGCAAAACUAUGUGGAUGUGCAACGAAUGCAUUUUGUCUAUUAAAUAAACAAGCUGAAUGUAUUUGUAAACCAGGUUAUUUUGGUGAUGGACGUUAUGCAUGUGAACCAAUUACUCCAUUAACAGAUGAAUGUGCUGAUUUAUGUGAUCCAUCAGCUGUUUGCGCUGAACAUUUAGGUGUUAGUCUAAAGAAAAAACAGUUACUCAGUCAUAUGUGUAUCUGUCGUCCAGGAUUUGUUGGGGAUGGUUUCUCAUGUAAAUCAGAUUGUGUUGCACGGGAAUGUCAACCAUUCAGUCGGUGUAUACAUAAUAUCCCAAGAGGUAUCACUGAAUGUGUUUGUAUUGAAGGGACAAUACUUUCUGGUGCACGUUGUCACUUGGAUGUAUAUAAAACAUUAGAGCAGGAGAAAGAUUUACCGCAAUUUAUUGUAGAUCAUGAUCACUGUCUUUCAACAGAAACCCAAUUAGCUUUAAGAACAUUGAAUCCACCAAAAUACUUUUAUAUAUUUGUUCCAUCUAAUAUAAUUCGAAGCUGUAAAGACGUUAAAGAGCACAUAGUUGUACGAUCAAAACCUCUGACCAUAAAUGAACUGAACCAUGCUACUAUUCAAUCACCGAUUAAGUUAAUUACUGAAAAUAAUACUGUGAUUGAAGUUUAUCCCAUGAAUGGUACAUUCACAAUCGAUGGUCAUCUUGCCCAGUUUGAUACUGUAAAAUUUGUCAAUGGUGAAUUGUAUUAUUUAUCUGGUCCACUGAAACGUACAGAGUAUAUUGACAAGUCAAACAAUUAUACUAUCGCAGUGAUAACCAUAUCCAUUUUAAUUAUAUGUGGAUUAGCUUCAUUGAUUUUAUAUAAAGGAAUACAAUGGUAUAAAAUUACAAGUAUGAGGCAAUUUCAUCGUCUUCCUAGACAAGUUUUUGUACAUCGAGCAUUUUGGAAACAACAAACUGAUGACGUCCUUGUAGAAGAAACUGAAGAUCACGCCAGUUCGUAGAAAUUUGAACAGUUACACGAGGAAUAAUUAAUUUACUACUGACAGAUAUAACAACUACUACUAUAUAAAGUCAAUGACAACAACAAUGUUCAGUUUUCCGAUAACGUCUAAACAUAUUUUUCAGUUGUUUUCUAUGUUUCACCUCAAAUUAUUACUGUAUGAAUUUUUUUUCUAUUUUGUUCUAAUGAAUCCAUUUCAGAUGGUGUUCAGAUUUAAAAAUUUGCCAACUGACUAAAUUUGAAAUAAUAUACCAGUGACUGAAAAUAAAUUUUAAAUUCUAA
This is a messenger RNA of Schistosoma turkestanicum, 7207 nucleotides long. The record is from the annotation of a GenBank genome assembly. Lineage: Eukaryota; Metazoa; Platyhelminthes; Trematoda; Strigeidida; Schistosomatidae.